This is a messenger RNA of Lodderomyces margitis, 1047 nucleotides long. RefSeq lists its product as uncharacterized. Lineage: Eukaryota; Fungi; Ascomycota; Pichiomycetes; Serinales; Debaryomycetaceae. The record is from RefSeq and is a predicted model, not a curated record. The coding region runs from base 1 to 1047 and encodes 348 amino acids. The transcript has a single exon.
AUGUCGUUCAAGUUCCCUUCUUUCGAUUUGAAAUCUAUCCAAGACUCAUUGCCGACUGUGGAUCAAUUCCGUGAAAGCCUUUCCAAGGUUAAUCCUUCGAAAACUGUUGAACAAUUUAGAGACUCAAUUCAGCCAUUCGCGUCAAAGACACAACAAUUGAUCAAUGAACAAUUGCACCAAGUCCAAGCAUUGGCGUCAAACACAUCAAACGUCGAAGUGAGUGAAUUGCCUCAGGAUUAUUUACAAUUGGAAAUUGGAUGUGAUUUAUUGUUGAAAUUGUAUUCUGAUUUGAUCCAAACAACUAAUGAAACUUAUGGGCAAGUUAGUUACGAUUACCCUCCAGGAAACUACACCAUAAACAAGAUUAGAGACGCCCACGUUGGAAGUAUUAUUGGUAACAAGUUUAAUCAAUUGAAGAAUGCCUCUUCACCUCAAGAGUUGGAGAAAGUCUUGCUAGGCGAAGCCGACGAUUCAAAUCCAGAAGGUGAACAAGAAAACAAAGAUGUUUCAAUCCAGCCAACUUCACCAGAUUUGCCAAAGACAUUAUUCGGUUAUUUGAGUGCAUUAACUGCUAAGCAUUCAGAGGAGUUGGAAAAAAAUUCCAACCUGAACUCGCUUGCUUUUGUUUUGUUGAAGAUAUCCUCAACAUACCACGAAAUUGGAUUGGCAAGAUUAGACCAAGAUAAAACCAUUCUCAACUUGAACCACGAUUUAGUUGAAAUAUUGAAUGAACAAUUUAUCAAAGUAAAUGAAUUGAGAAAGAAGGUGUACUUUACAAGAUCCCAAUUUGAUCAAUUGAGAAGUAAAUUUGAAUCAAGCGAUCCAGAAAACGAAGAAUUGAUUUCAAAAGAAGAUGAAUUAGUCAGUGCAACAGAACUAGCAGUGAUUGAGAUGAAGAAGCUUUUACAGCCUUCAAAGAAUGUUGAUUUGUUAAAGAUUUUCGUUAAAGCGCAAAAGGAGUAUUUUGAACUUGGUGCAAAGAAGUUAAGCAGCUUGUUGACCAGUUUAGAUGAAGUUAAGCCAGAGGGGGAAGACGAAGAAGAAUAG